GAGGAGGGUGUGGCGGCCGAGGCGCAGCGACGGUGCCGGCUGGGUCGGGAAGAUGGCGGCGGCAGCGGCGACGGCGGCGGCGGCGGCGCCGCCUGUGAACCUGCGGCUGGGAGACUUGGUGUGGGGGAAGCUGGGGCGGUAUCCUCCUUGGCCAGGAAAGAUUGUUAACCCACCUAAGGACCUGAAGAAACCACGUGGAAAGAAGUGCUUCUUUGUCAAGUUUUUCGGAACGGAAGAUCACGCUUGGAUUAAAGUAGAGCAGCUGAAACCUUACCAUGCCCACAAAGAAGAAAUGAUCAAAAUUAACAAAGGCAAGAGGUUCCAACAAGCUGUGGAUGCUGUGGAAGAAUUCCUCAAGAAAGGAAAAGGCAAAGACCAGGCGUCUUCUCAUAACUCCGCUGAAGAGAAGAACCGGCGUAAUUCCAGUGAAGAGAGGGGGAAGCAGUCAGUGGGAGAGGAGAAACACAAAGCGGGGUUGUCAGAAAGGAAGCCGAAAAAACGAGCGUCUUCCGUGUCCUCUGAGCGAGGCUCGAAACCCCCCCUGAAGAGAAUGUACAAGCAAAGCCCCCGGAAGCGAGGGCGCCCACCCAAAGACGAGAAGGACACGACAAUUCCUGAGUCAAGCACAGUGAAGAAAAUGAUGACUGGCACCAUGGCUGGCUUUAAGUGGCCACAGAGUGUAAGCGAGCCUGUGAAAGAUGGUGACCCUCAUUUCCAUCACUUCCUGCUUAGCCAAACUGAAAAGCCUACAGUUUGCUAUCAGGCCAUCACAAAGAAGCUGAAGGUGUGUGAAGAGGAAACCGGGUCCACGUCUAUCCAGGCAGCAGACAGCACAGCAAUCAAUGGCAGCAUCACUCCCACAGACAAGAAGAUCGGAUUCCUUGGUCUCGGCCUGAUGGGCAGCGGCAUUGUUUCCAACUUAAUAAAAAUGGGUCACACUGUCACAGUUUGGAAUCGAACCGCUGAGAAGUGUGAUUUGUUCAUCCAGGAGGGGGCCCGGUUGGGAAGAACCCCCGCUGAAGUAGUCUCGACCUGCGAUAUCACUUUUGCCUGCGUAUCUGAUCCAAAAGCAGCCAAGGAUCUGGUGCUUGGUCCCAGCGGAGUGCUCCAGGGCAUCCGUCCAGGGAAGUGCUACGUGGACAUGUCAACCGUGGAUGCAGACACUGUUACGGAAUUGGCUCAGGUGAUUGUCUCCAGAGGUGGUCGCUUCCUGGAAGCCCCAGUCUCAGGGAACCAACAGCUAUCCAACGAUGGGAUGCUGGUGAUAUUAGCGGCCGGAGACAGAGGCUUAUAUGAAGACUGCAGUAGCUGUUUCCAAGCAAUGGGGAAGACUUCUUUCUUCCUAGGAGAAGUAGGCAAUGCUGCCAAGAUGAUGCUGAUCGUGAACAUGGUCCAAGGAAGCUUCAUGGCCACAAUAGCAGAGGGACUGACUUUGGCUCAGGUCACUGGUCAGUCCCAGCAGACCCUUCUGGACAUCCUCAAUCAGGGACAGCUGGCCAGCAUCUUCCUGGAUCAGAAGUGCCAAAAUAUCCUGCAAGGAAACUUCAAACCCGAUUUCUACCUGAAAUACAUCCAGAAGGAUCUCAGAUUAGCCAUUGCACUAGGCGAUUCUGUUAAUCAUCCAACUCCCAUGGCAGCUGCAGCCAACGAGGUCUACAAACGGGCAAAAGCGUUGGACCAGUCUGACAAUGACAUGUCUGCUGUGUACAGGGCCUACAUCCACUAGGCUACCUUCUUCUAAUUGUUAAUACUAUGAUUAAUUAUAACGAUGAAUACUGGGUUUUAACUCUGGACCAGUCCAUCUUUGUCUCUCUGUCUCCUCUCCCCCAUAUUCCCACCAACCAUUUUCCUUCUUUCUUUUUUAUUUUCUUUUUUCUUUUUAAUACAAAAAAACCCAAAACCUUUUUUGAGAUCUGCCACAAGGACAGUAAUGCCUUCCUGUGCCAGCUAGCUGCUGCUGCAGCAGCAGUAGAAGAGAUUGGACCACAUAUCUCUUACCAUCCUUUGGGAGUCAUAGAAUGGAAUAACCCACCCACCCUCCCCAAUAAUGCUGCUUGGCUUUAAUCCUGGUUCUCAUUGUAUUUGUGUCCCUGGGUAUUUUAAGUUCUUUCCAGCUGCUGUUUCAAUGAUUUGCUGUGGAUAUAUAUAUAUAUAUUGCCCACAUCCAGGUAAAGGGACAUCCGUUUCUCAACUGUCCCUAACUGUGCAAGAGAACCAUACACACACACAUAUAAGCACACACACAUAUACACACUAUAUACACACAAUAUACAUACACACACAUAUAUAUAAGUGCACACACAUAUACACACACUAUAUAUACACAAUACACACACAUACAUAUGUGUGUAGGGUUCUCUUGCACAGUCAGGACAGUUGAAAAACGGGUGUCCCUUUACCUAGAUGGUUUUGACAAUUGGGGUCGGAUUCUGGCACACCUGUGUUCUUUUUCCUUGGAGAAAAAGAUUAGAACAAAAGGUUUUGUGUGUGGGGGGGUGUAAAUUAAUAGUGCCUGGCCAUAGUUUCCUAACAGAAGAAGAGGGGUUUGCAUUCAAGCCUUCUCCAUGGAAACAGCUUUUGUAAAUGAGAGAACUUGUCUUUUACUUUAAUUCCAGUUCAAAAUGAGCCUCUGAUAAUGCAGGAUGUCUCUACAGGCUCUUAAAAAGAUUUGACCAGCCUGUGAUUCACAUAAUGGACAUUUACCCCCCCCCCCCACCCCCCCCCAAAAAAGGUGGUAGAAUUUCUAGAGCCUUCUUCAGGUUCAUCUUGGAGAAUCAGCACCCUGAAUGUGCGCAUCUUUGCUCCUCUAAUAUUCGCAAGGAUGAUUUGGGUCUUGAGUGUUGCCCGAUAAUCAGAAAAACAGAUAAUUUGAUUUCCAUGUUUUUCUUUCUGAAAAAUUGAAGAUGCUCCUAGUGUGAAGUAGAAAUCCUGCUUGCAAGUAAUGUAAUGAAAGAUUCAGCAAGCUAUGGACCGAUACAGCUUAAUUCUUUGCUGAAAUUUACAAAGUAGUCUUAAAAUACAGGAACACAUCAGCAUAUUCCAACAAAAUUGUGAUGGUUUUUUUUUUCAGUCUCAAAAGUCAGUAUUAAUCUUGAGAGAAAGCCCCUUUGCUCAAGCUUGGAAUGCAUACAUCAGAAAGCGUUGGAAACCAUUUCUGGGUUCAUGCAGAGACUUUCACAUUUGCAUAAAACAGAGCUCCAGAACUCAGCACCCAGAUACCUAGUCCGCUUAAUUGUACAUUUCAGAUUGAUGAACUUCUCUUGCCAGUAUUUAAACUUUCAAAAUGCAAAUGUGACAUCCAUCUCUUUGAACCUUGGGUUGGUCUCCCAAGCUAUGUGGAUAUGCUGGCCCAUUCUGAGUGCAGGCAGAGAAGACUCCAGGGUUUUAGUUGAUAUAUUAAAAAGUUUAGUUGAUAGAUUAAAAGAGUAGGCCUCACCCUACUCUGCUCUUGCUACAGCACAUAUUCCUGAUAUAGGUUUCCUUUCCUUCUGUGGUACAGACAAUCUACCUUUAAAAAAAAAGGACAUUGGUUUUUGUCCCUAUCCAGGGGUUUAAUAGGUCCCAAUAGCUAUCUGCCUGCUUUUUCCCACAGUGAAGUGUGUCUUGCUAAUAGAAAUGAACUCCUUAUGAGUAAGUCAAGCUUUUUAAGGACAACUAGUACCUGUCAGGAAGAGCAGAUGGAUUUGGGUGGGGUGGGGAAGAUGACCUCAUUCAAGAUGGUUCUUAAGGUAGUAAAUUACACCUGGAAGCUACUCUUCCAAAGACCUUCUAAAGCAGGGAUUCCAACCUUGGCUACUUUUAAGACCGAUGGACCUCAGUUACCAGAAUUCCCCAGCCAGCAUUGUUAGGGAAUUGAAUUCUCGGAUUUGAAGUCCAUCGGUCUUAAAAGUUGUACCCCUGUUCUAAAAAAUUGUCAGGAAGAGGACAGAGAGAUCCUUCUGAGAUUUUGUGAGAACCUUGCAGAACAGAUAUAGUUCCCAGAAUAUUUUAUUUUGCCCCUCUAGCCAAAAAAUAAAUAAAUCCAAAUGGAACUAGGAACUGCAACGUAAGAGAACUGUAGCGUCUUCCAUUCAGUCUCUCUAUCUUGUGGUUUCUCUGUCAGAGAGAGCAAAUAUCUACUGAAGGGGUGCAGUCCUUUUUGCACAGUUAGUGAUAUCCCAAGGGGAGGCAACAGCUCAAAACGCUAACAAGAGCUUGGAACUGCUGGCUUAUCUCAUGCCUUUUUUAGAAGGACACCCUUGUUUUCUUUUGUUUGCAGCCAAACAGUAGUUUAUGUAAACUGGGUUUUUGUGGCAUCCAAUUUUAUGGGUCAAAGUGUAUCCAUUAGUCUACCAGUUUUACAUUUGCAACAUAUUUGCUGGUUUUAAGGUGCCAUGGGACCCCUUUCCUACUCAAGCCUUUCCUGCUCCGAGAGCCAGCUUUGAUCAAUUCUCAGUUGGGGGUGUCCUUAAAAAUCGAACUGGCACAGUGGCGCAGAAGGGGAAGCGUUUGUUACAAGAGAAUACGAUGGAACUGGCUUUAGUCAUUGUUGUCUUAAUAUUGUUGACAAUACUGUAAAGUUUCUUUUUUUAAAAAAAAAUGGGAUUUCUGUUUUAGCAGUUGCUUUUUUUUGUUGUUGUUCCCUCCUUUUUCAAGAUAAAAAAGAUAUUUACACUUGUGGAGAGCUUGUAAGAAAAAAAAGCUGUUUCUUUUAAUUCCUUCUACCUUUGAUGAAUGAUCUAUAGGUAAUUAAGGUUGUGAAUUUUUAUUUUUUAUUUUUGCCUUGUUUUUAAUUAAUGUUUUGUCAUUCAGAUAGGAUGUGUGGUGAUGAUUAAAUGGCAAACACAGACAAAAUGAUUUUUUUUUCUUGUGCAAUUAACAAAGCUACUGGCAAAAGGAAAUAAAACUUUUCUUGGUAACACAAUGCUAUUUGUUGCUCUCUAAAGUAUUCUUCUUUCCUAACUGCAUACUUUGGGGGAAGAAUUAGCAUAUGAAUCUCCCAUUCCCAAAGCACAAAAAAUGGUAAUAGGUGCAUUAGUCAAGAGUAUAAAUUUAAAUUGUUGGACUAUCAUUUGUGUAUAAUUUCAAGGGCAAGGGAAUGGAGAAAGUUUAGAAAGGAUGAAUGCCAUUAAUAAAAGCUGAAAAUAUACUGCAAAAUUUAAAAUUUGAUGGUGAGACUGGAGGAUGGAGGGAGAUUUGUAAAAACAACUCCUGUUUAAUCAUCAGCAUUUACAAACCACAACACACCAUACAGUUUCCUUUGCAAUGACAACAAUGUAGUUUAUUUCAGCAAUAUUGUUUGAAAUAUUAGGGGGGAAAUCCAGGGGAAAACUCUUUUUCCAUUUGAAAUGAGUUGGGAAGAAUUGAACUGUUUUGUUUAUUUUGCAGGGUGGAUAGGAAGAGUUACAGAAUUGACCUGUUGACCUUGUUCUUUGUCCAAGUGGUUAUAUUAGAACAAAAAAAUGAGGAAAAAAAUAUCCAGUAUUUAUGUAUUUAUUUAUAAACAUUAGAAAAUAAAAUCAUUUGCUUAUUAAAUAAUUAGCUAUGUUAAAUAAUAGUGCUUUUCUCUAUUUUGUCAUUUUGUUCUUAAGCCAACACAUGAAUUAAAAAUGGAGGUUUGAACACA
Pantherophis guttatus is the source of this 5605-nucleotide messenger RNA. RefSeq names its product glyoxylate reductase 1 homolog (gene GLYR1). Lineage: Eukaryota; Metazoa; Chordata; Lepidosauria; Squamata; Colubridae. Gene Ontology annotation, biological process: transcription elongation-coupled chromatin remodeling. Gene Ontology annotation, cellular component: chromatin. Gene Ontology annotation, molecular function: NAD binding; DNA binding; NADP binding. The record is from RefSeq and is a predicted model, not a curated record.